AUGUCUGCAACACUUGACACUCAGACGACAUUUUACAUUCUAGUCAGAAAUGCUUUUUACGUAAUAUUUUGUGUGAGUACUUUGAUGCAAGUUGCCAUGGGACAUUGUGCUAAAUACAGUACAGCUAGAUGGUUGAAUAGUUUGGCGACCAGCGAUGCUGCAAUGGAAAAACUUGGCCUACUUACCAAUUGCCGAACUCUAAAAAAAUCAAUUGCCUAUCUCAUUUCACUUGGCGUCUUCUUGUUUGUAGCAAAAGUAGUAAUUUAUCAACAAGCCUUUGAAAAACCUUGGAUCAUUGUAAUUUGUGUAGCCGUCUAUCACAUUACAAAAAGUACUCUCAAAAUGGGAUUCGUGUUUUUUAUGUUGCAUCUUCAUUUGAGAUUUCAAAUGAUUAAUACAGCUAUAGAUGAAUUCGCUUCAAGAAAUCAACGAUUAUCGCUUGUUGUUCCAGGCUUGACCUUUUACGAUCACAGUGUAGCUGAAAAGUUCAACAGUAUUUGCAAAAUGCAUUUUAGACUUAGCUAUUUGGCUAAGAGAUUGAACGAUAUAGCUUCUUUCCAAUUGUUUUUCUCGUUUUUCGUUUCCCUAGGAGCCUUGUUACUCUUUAGCUUUUAUUUGUAUCAUUACAUCAAAACUAUGUCGUCGGAAAAUUUAGGAUACUCUUAUAAAGCUAUCUCAACUUUUUUGUUUGGCAUUAUUGGACUGAUUGAUGAAAUUUUCGAUUGCUUAUUGAUAACGAAAAGUUGCGGGCUUUUGUGUAAAUCUUCAAAUAGCCUUACAAACCAAAUUUGCAAAACAAAUCCUACACAUACAUAUCCUAAAAGAUACAUCCAAUGGAAAAUAAACCUAAAAAGUUCUCCUGGACAACUUCCGGACGUAUUACCAGAUCCACUAACACCAGUUAGUAUGGAGAAUCCUGAGAUGUUACAACCCCAACUUGAGAUGUCUGAUCUAGAACUUGAAAGAUCCGAUGUAGAGAAUAACCUGUCCGAUCCAGAGUCUAAGAUACUGGAUGCAGCAAACGAACCCCCUGAGAUUUCAGAUGCAGAUGCCUUAGCAGAGAACUUCAGCUUAUCCGAUGCAGAAAGUGCAGAGACUCAAGUGCCAGUCCCAGCCAGUGUUCGACCUCGACGACAACAGAAAAGGCCUCAGUACCUACAAGAAUACCAAAGUGAUAUUGACAUAAGUGACUAG
This is a messenger RNA of Ceutorhynchus assimilis (cabbage seed weevil), 1194 nucleotides long. NCBI's taxonomy places the organism in Eukaryota, Metazoa, Arthropoda, Insecta, Coleoptera, Curculionidae. The record is from the annotation of a GenBank genome assembly.